Molecule: messenger RNA, 2391 nt
Organism: Triplophysa dalaica
Lineage: Eukaryota; Metazoa; Chordata; Actinopteri; Cypriniformes; Nemacheilidae
Product: protocadherin alpha-3-like
Exons: 2
Coding region: 1-2391 (796 amino acids)
Biological process (GO): homophilic cell-cell adhesion
Cellular component (GO): plasma membrane
Molecular function (GO): calcium ion binding
Source: RefSeq, a predicted model, not a curated record
AUGGCGUCCAAAGGACUACGAAAAUGUAGAUUUGGAUUUUUUGUGUGUUUACUCUGUCGGUUUUGGAAUAUUGCGGGCGGUCAGAUUGUGUAUUCCUUGACGGAGGAAGCAAACCCAGGGACUACAGUUGGGAAUUUGGCGAAAGAUUUUAAUCUGAAUGUUCAGGAACUUGAGUUACGGGGGUUUCAUAUCGUCCAGGGACCCAACAAGAGGUAUUUCGAUGCAAAUAUCAAAACUGGUAUUCUUCAUGUCAGAGAGAGAAUUGAUAGAGAAGCGAUAUGCAUGCAAAAUAUCAAAUGCUCUCUUCCUUUAGAAGCUAUGAUUAACUCCCCUUUAAACAUAUACAGAUUGGAAGUUAAUGUCCUGGACAUUAAUGAUAAUGCGCCUGCAUUUCGGACUUCAAUAAUAAAAUUGAAUAUCAGCGAAUCAGCGUUUCCAGGGGAGAGGUUUCCGUUACAAACUGCGCUUGACGCAGAUGUGGGUAGUAAUUCGGUAAAGAGCUACAAGCUAAGCCCGAAUGAACAUUUUUCUCUGGAUGUUCAGAGCGGAGAAGAACAAAGUGUAUCUGCCGAGUUAGUGCUACAAAAAGCUUUAGACCGUGAAAAACAGCCUGUGAUCCAGCUCACACUGACCGCUGUAGACGGAGGAAAACCUCAAAAGUCUGGUACGACAGAAAUCAUAGUUGACGUAUUAGAUGUAAAUGAUAACAUUCCUGUUUUCAGCAAAUCAUUGUAUAAAGCUCGCAUCACCGAGAAUGCUGCGCCUGGUACACACGUCAUAACCGUUCAAGCUGUUGAUUUAGACGAGGGCAUCAAUAGUGAAAUUAUUUACACUAUUGUCAAUCACAAUAAUGACAAAACGGUAAAUUCAUUUUCUAUAAAUCCGAAAAAUGGACAAAUUAUUGUGCAACAUAACGUCGACUACGAGGACAAGACUGCAAUCGAACUUCGAGUACAAGCAAAAGAUAGAGGAUCAAACCCGAGAGCAGCACACUGUAAAGUAUUGAUCGAAAUCGUUGAUGUUAAUGACAACAUACCUGAGAUAUCUGUGACGUCUUUAGUAAAUACAGUUAAAGAAGAUGCUCCUAUUGAUACGAUGGUUGGAAUGAUAACUGUGACUGAUAAUGAUGCUGGUAAAAAUGGGCAGGUCAAUUUAAAAAUCCAGGGCUCUGUUCCUUUUAAAGUGCAGAAUUCAUACAAGAACUAUUAUACUUUAGUUGUUAACGGUCCUCUAGACAGAGAGAGUGCGUCUGAGUAUAACGUGACCAUCACAGCUACUGAUGAAGGGACUCCGCCUCUCUCUAGUACCAGUGUCAUUAAUGUACACGUUUCUGAUGAGAAUGACAACGUGCCGCGCUUUCCCGACCCUGUCAUUAAUGUUUAUGUGAAAGAAAACAGUCAGAUUGGAGCUGUUAUUCAUACUGUAUCUGCUUUUGAUCCUGAUGUAGGUGAUAAUGCUCGGAUCGCAUAUUCAAUAAUAGAGAUCUCUAAAAGCAGCCCGAUAACAUCCCUAAUCAACAUAAACUCGGACACUGGAGAUAUACACAGUUUACAGUCUUUUAAUUAUGAGGAGGUUAAAACGUUUCGGUUUAAAGUUCAGGCCACAGACUCUGGUGUUCCUUCGCUCAGCAGUAACGUGACUGUAAAUGUUUUUAUUGAGGAUAAGAACGACAAUAGUCCCGCGAUUCUCGCGCCCUAUUCUGAGCACGGUUCAGUUAACACCGAGAACAUUCCCUAUUCUGCUGAGGCGGGCUACUUUGUGGCCAAGAUCAGGGCUGUAGAUGCGGAUUCUGGUUACAAUGCGUUGCUCUCUUAUCACAUCUCUGACACCAAAGGAAACAAUCUGUUUCGAAUCGGAACCAGCAGCGGAGAGAUCAGGACUAAGAGGAAAAUGAGUGACAAUGAUUUGAAAACUCACCCGUUGAUCAUUUUGGUGUCUGAUAACGGAGAGCCCUCACUGUCAGCGACUGUGUCUAUUGAUGUCAUGGUUAUGGAAAGCAGAGGUGACGUCAAAACUCAGUUCAGACAUGUACCUAUCAAGGAGGAGAAUUUCUCGGAUUUAAAUCUGUAUUUGCUGAUCGCCAUUGUGUGUGUAUCUGUCAUCUUUUUACUGAGCCUCAUCAGUUUGAUAGCUGUAAAAUGCCACAAGACAGAUGGCAGUGUGGGCAGGUACAGCGCCCCAAUGAUCACCACCCACCCUGACGGGAGCUGGUCUUACUCCAAAUCCACUCAGCAGUAUGACGUGUGCUUUAGCUCUGAUACACUGAAGAGUGACGUAGUGGUUUUCCCUGCGCCUUAUCCGCCUGUAGAUGAAGAACUAAUCAGUAUUAAUGGAGGAGACACUUUUACCAGAACACAAACACUUCCUAAUACAGAAAAGCCACCGGAGUGA